AUGGAUACUACCGAGGCCAGUGAAAAUAUUCCUGAACGUGAAGAGACAAGAACAUCGUCAAUCUUAACGGAUACUAAUAAUAAUACUAGUCGAAAACCAAGCAUCACGGAGCAACUAGUUAUAUUAACAACAUCGGCCUUGGCAUUGCCUCCGUCAUCGCCAACUGUUCCACGCGAGUUAUGGACAAAUAAGGUUGAAUUUCUUCUAUCGGUUAUUGGCUAUGUCGUCGAUCUUGGCAAUGUCUGGCGAUUUCCUUAUGUAUGCUAUGAGAAUGGUGGUGGUGCAUUUCUUAUUCCAUAUAUGAUAUUUUUAUGUCUUAUUGGUAUACCAAUGAUGUAUCUUGAAUUAUUUCUUGGUCAAUUUUAUCGUUGUGGUAAUAUAACACUUUGGGGUAGAAUAGCUCCAUCGAUGAAAGGUAUUGGUAUAGCAUCAUUUCUCAUUGUCACUGCUGUUACAUUAUUUUAUACAACAAUAAUUGCACAUGCUGUUUUUUAUCUAUUUUCAUCGUUUCGUGAAGUAUUGCCGUGGAGUUUAUGUUCGCAAUCAUGGAAUACACCUUCAUGUUCAGAACGAAUGCGUAUUGGCAGUGUAAACAAUCAAACUAAUGAACAAAUAAAUUUCAAUGGCAGAAACAAUUCAUUUUCUUUGAAUGAAACACAAAAAUAUAAUUCAAUCAUUGACUCAAAAGUUUCAUCAGCUGAUGAAUUUUAUAAUAACUAUAUGUUAGGUAUUAAUCAUUCAAAAGUUUCAUCAGCUGAUGAAUUUUAUAAUAACUAUAUGUUAGGUAUUAAUCAUUCAAAAGGUUUAACUGAUUUGGGUAGUAUUAAAAUAGAUUUACUUUUAUGUUUAAUAUUAAUAUUUGUUCUUAUGUAUAUGUGUAUUUAUCGUGGAGUUAAAAGUACAGGGAAAGCUGUUUAUAUAACAGCUACAUUACCAUAUAUUGUAUUAAUAAUAUUACUUAUACAAGGUCUAAAUUUAGAAGGUUCACGGAAUGGGAUAACAUACUUUUUAAAACCAUCAUUUAGUAAAUUAAAAAAUAUGAAAGUUUGGUACUCAGCAGCCAAUCAAAUAUUUUUUACACUUGGUCCUGGCCUAUCUGUAUUAACAACUUAUGGUUCAUAUAAUGUUUCAAGUAAUAAUUGCUAUUAUGAUGCGUUAAUUGCCGUUGUGGCCAAUUUUGCUGCAAGUUUUCUUUCUGGCUUUGUUGUUUUUUCGGCAUUAGGUCAUAUGUCAUGGCGUUUACAAAAAAAUGUCGAAAGUGUUGUGGAUGAAGGACCAAGUUUAUCAUUUAUUGCCUAUCCAGAAAUAUUAGCAACAUUUAAAUAUCCAGCACUUUUUUCUAUAUUAUUCUUCUUAAUGGUUAUUAAUUUAGGACUUGAUAGUGAUUUUGGUGGUUUAGAAUCUAUUUAUACAGCACUGAGUGACGAAUUUCCGUUAUUAAAACGACAUAGAAAAUCCGGAAUGUUUAUUAUGUGCUUUGUAUUAAUUAUUGCUUGUUUGCCAACAGUCACUCAAGGUGGUAACUAUGUGGUACAAUUUUUGGAUAAAUUUUCAACCGCUCCUGCACUCAUGCUAGUAGUCAUGAUGGAGGCUAUUGCUGCUACUUGGGUUUAUGGUAUCAAUAAUCUUGUGAACGAUAUUCGUACGAAUCUUGGUUUUGAACCGAAUCUUUUCUUUCGUCUUGCUUGGACAGUUAUAUGUCCAGUUAUUGUCAUAAUGCUCAUGGUCUUAGCAUUAUCUUACUCAGAUGAAUUGAAAUAUGGUAAUUAUAUAUUUCCAUCAUGGUCAAUUAUAUUUGGUUGGUGUCUUAAUAUGUGCUUUAUUUUACCAAUUCCAAUUGUCAUGAUAUAUGCCUUUUUUCGACAUACCGAUUCAAGAAAUUCUUUCAAACAACGUAUAAACGAUUUAUUUACACCGAAUAUAACCAAACAAAGGAUGAAACAACAAAUUGAGAAGGGUACUGACUUUACUAUGUCGUCCUCAGCACCUAUUUCACAUGUUUGA
Messenger RNA from Rotaria socialis, 2004 nucleotides. NCBI's taxonomy places the organism in Eukaryota, Metazoa, Rotifera, Eurotatoria, Philodinida, Philodinidae. The record is from the annotation of a GenBank genome assembly.